Molecule: messenger RNA, 3526 nt
Organism: Uranotaenia lowii
Lineage: Eukaryota; Metazoa; Arthropoda; Insecta; Diptera; Culicidae
Product: glutamine--fructose-6-phosphate aminotransferase [isomerizing] 2-like
Exons: 2
Coding region: 651-2678 (675 amino acids)
Biological process (GO): UDP-N-acetylglucosamine metabolic process; fructose 6-phosphate metabolic process; carbohydrate derivative biosynthetic process
Molecular function (GO): L-glutamine:D-fructose-6-phosphate transaminase (isomerizing) activity; carbohydrate derivative binding
Source: RefSeq, a predicted model, not a curated record
UGGAAAAACGCUGGCAUCUUUCGAGUUCAAACUUCAUGAAAGUGGCAAAUCGCAUACAUAGUGGCAGAACGAACAUUCGAUUAGUGAAAGGUGGGCGGCCACGAAAAACGUGCUUUCAACCUGAAGAUCGAGCAAGACUUGAGCAACGCCACUAGCCAGAGCCCACAACAACAAUAACUAACAUUAUACGUGACUUUAGUUGGUUAGUAGUGCAACCGGUGCGGGGGAUAAUGAUGGGAUGGCUAGUGGCGCGGGUGGAAUUGGAUUGGACUGGACUGGAACGACGUCGACGACGGUGAUUGGUGAGCGUCGUCGUCAGACGAGAGAAUUUUCCACCGCGCGCCGCGCAUAGUCUUAACUGCGACGAACCGUGGCCAACAGCUCAGUCGUUUGCGUGUCGCGUCCGCGAGAAGUUGCUGCCUUGGAAGAACAUUUGUUUCGGUUUUCUGGUGAAGUGUGUACCUGUUUAGUACACCUAUGCGCUAAUUAAGCGUGAUUCAGAAGAGUCCACAAGACGUGCUCGGCGUAGGGGUAUAAAUUAAAACAAGUGCCAGCGUGUUCAAGAGAAUUUGUUUUUGUGUUGUGCUGUGUUAACGGAGAGAGAGGAAAAAAAAAACGAACAAACCAUUUUUGUGUAAUCAACCGAUAAAAUGUGUGGCAUUUUUGCGUACUUGAAUUAUCUGACGCCCAAAUCGCGGCGGGAAGUGUUGGACCUGCUGUUGACGGGUUUGAAGCGUUUGGAGUACCGUGGUUAUGAUUCAGCUGGUGUGGCCGUGGACAAUCCGACCCAGAAUGGCAUUGCCAUGUUCAAGCAAACCGGAAAGGUGAAGGUCUUGGAGGAAUGGAUCAAGGACUCAACGAAUGAUGCCGCGUACAACGAUAAAAUCGAGUCCCAUGUUGGGAUUGCGCACACCCGUUGGGCUACCCAUGGUGCACCGAGUGCAGUGAACUCCCAUCCUCAGCGAUCGGAUGAGUCCAACUCCUUUGUGGUGGUUCACAACGGUAUUGUGACGAACUAUAAGGACAUCAAGAAGUUCCUGGAGCUGCGAGGAUAUGUUUUCGAAUCGGAUACUGAUACGGAAACAAUUGCCAAGUUGGUUCAUCAUCUGUAUAUGCAGCAUCCGACUUAUUCCUUCCGGGAGUUGGUUGAGCAGGUCAUCCAGCAGAUUGAGGGAGCCUUCGCAUUGGCAUUUAAGUCGAAACAUUUCCCUGGAGAGUGUGUUGUAACACGUAGAGGAUCUCCACUGUUGGUGGGCAUCAAGGCAACAACGAGUCUUGCGACGAAUCAUGUUCCGAUUUUGUACGGCAAGGGACACCGGCAUGGCUCGAGCGGAAACAUCCAAGUAGAUCCAAUGCCAGAUAACACGACCGAUUUUAUCAACCCUGGAGAGGAAGUCGAGUAUUUCUUUGCUUCCGAUGCAUCGGCCGUUAUUGAACACACCAAUCGUGUUAUCUAUCUGGAAGAUGACGACGUAGCUGCGGUGAAGGAUGGUGCUUUGGGAAUUCAUCGUUUGAAGAAGAGUUUGGAUGAUCCUCACGCUCGUGAGAUUACAACCUUGAAGAUGGAGAUUCAGCAGAUCAUGAAGGGCAACUAUCGGUACUUCAUGCAGAAGGAAAUCUUCGAGCAGCCGGAAUCCGUCAUCAACACUAUGCGAGGUCGUGUCAACUUUGAAACCAAGAAGGUCACCCUUGGAGGUAUCAAGGAAUACAUUCCAGAAAUAAAACGAUGCAGACGUUUGAUGUUGAUUGCUUGUGGAACAUCUUAUCAUAGCGCUGUGGCCACUCGGCAACUGUUGGAGGAACUCACCGAACUUCCGGUAAUGGUAGAGUUGGCUUCUGACUUCCUGGAUCGUAACACUCCUAUCUACCGAGAUGACGUUUGUUUCUUCAUUUCACAAUCCGGAGAAACUGCCGAUACCCUGAUGGCACUGCGCUACUGCAAACAGCGUGGAGCUUUAAUCGUUGGAAUCACUAAUACGGUAGGAAGUUCCAUUUGUCGUGAAUCACACUGUGGAGUCCACGUCAACGCCGGUCCCGAAAUCGGUGUGGCAUCAACCAAGGCCUACACUUCGCAGUUCAUCUCGCUGGCUAUGUUUGCACUAGUUAUGAGUGAGGAUAGGCUAUCGUUGCAGAACCGACGGGAAGAAAUCAUCGAGGGUCUCCGGCAACUUGACACUCACAUCAAACAAGUUCUGAAGCUUGAUCAGAAGGUAUUGGAAAUCGCACAAGACCUCUACCAGCAAAAGUCGCUCCUUAUUAUGGGUCGUGGAUACAACUUCGCCACCUGUAUGGAGGGAGCCCUCAAGGUCAAAGAAUUGACCUACAUGCACAGCGAAGGCAUCAUGGCUGGUGAACUUAAGCAUGGACCCCUCGCUCUGGUCGACGAUACCAUGCCCAUCGUGAUGAUCAUCAUGCGGGAUCCCGUUUAUGUGAAAUGUAUCAACGCUCUGCAGCAGGUCACGGCUCGCGAGGGUCGACCAAUCAUCGUCUGCGAAGAAGGUGACGCCGAAACCAUGUCGCUCGCCUCCAAGGCCCUGGAAGUCCCACGAACAGUCGACUGCCUCCAAGGUAUUCUCACCGUCAUUCCAAUGCAGCUCCUGUCCUACCACAUAGCCGUUCUACGAGGAUGCAACGUCGACUGUCCACGAAACCUUGCAAAAUCUGUAACGGUCGAGUAAGCAAGCUGCCAACAACGGUUCAAACGCUAACCGACUCUUGGAGAAACUGUCCGGUGUGCGGAGAAACCAACUUUUACAGAUCCUUCACAACCCUUUUAGUUUCGUUCUUGAUUGACUCCACUUAAAAAAAUCACACACUAACAGCAAUAUAUGCAUAACAUAAUCGCAAGAGGAGGGAAAGCGUGUCGGUAGAUAGAAACCCCACUUAGCCGGAAUUUAAAAUCGAUUGGAUGCAUCGUCAGCUGCUGCUGGUAUUUUUUUUUUCCGCGAGCUGCUCUCGUGUACAAGUGCAAUACCGCCAACGCCAUCGCCAUCGCAAAUGGAAGAAUUACACAAUGUAGCAUAGCGUGCGCUUAUCAGCCAGCCGGCAAAACCUUCGUUACUGCUGCUGCUGCAAAAAUCUCAACCCUCUAUCUCUGGGCGGCAGCGAGCGCAUCCAACACAAACAACAACAGCAAACCUGGGGACCUAGGAAAAGCGACGGCAGAAAGAAAAACCCUAACGAGGAGAAAAGUGGAAAUUUUAAUUUGAACAAAUGACACGCCGCCAAUCAUCUAUCUGUGUGUGAUUAGAUCGACAAAGUUGAGAGACAAGUAGUGUCUUUUUGUAGAAAAAAAUCGAUGCUGACGGAAGACGAAAUGUUUGCUGUUUUACCUUACUUAUUUAGGACGCAACGUACAUAUGAUAGUGAUUUCCAGAAGAAGUAGAAGGAGAUAAAUGAUUCAAUCAAAAAAGUCAAAUUUAUUAUCUGUAAUACUGUGAGCGAUAAAAUGUUCUUUUAUAAAUGUAUGUAAUUUGAACAAUAAAGUAUUAGUGCUUAUUUCUUUUUUAAACAAAAACCACUAUAA